GACAGCCUCAAGCCAUGUCCUUGCCUGCCCUCUCUCUCACCGACUUCAUGUCUCGAGAAACACUCUUAUUGCUUCCUUCCCAUACAUCACUAAGGUAGUUAUGAAACAAUCGGAAGCACUGCUACCAUGUCUCCCCGCGACUCCCCGACCCAUGACUCUUAUACCAUCCUUUACUCCCUCAUCUCCAGGCAGCAGAACAAAAAUGAGCAUGUUUCCUUACAUAAUCGCACUUCUUCCUCUCUUCCUAUUUCUACUACGUUUCCUCUGUUUCUCUUUCUCCUUUCCUUUUCCUUCUCAUGCAUCUGCAUCUCAGCCGAGUCUUCCCUUCUCCUGUCUUUUGCAAGUCUCAAAUCACUAAAUCAUUCCCACAGUGUCUACGUCUCGGACUUUCUUCAUCCAGAGCCAAGUCCUUUCCUCUCCUUGCUUCCAUGCGACACAUACACACUAACUCUGAACAGCUUCUGGAUCCCUGGAUCCCCCGUGAUCGCUUUUCUUUCCCAGAGCUAAGUCCCCAUCACCUCCUCUUUCCCCCCCCCCCCCCCCCCCCCCCCCCCCCCCCCCCCCCCCCCCCCCCUUUUCCUUCCCUCCCUUCUUCGCCUUCUUUACUGACUCUUGUGUCUUGCAG
This is a messenger RNA of Aureobasidium subglaciale EXF-2481, 625 nucleotides long. RefSeq lists its product as uncharacterized. Bases 127 to 507 code for a protein of 126 amino acids. The record is from RefSeq and is a predicted model, not a curated record. The transcript has a single exon. NCBI's taxonomy places the organism in Eukaryota, Fungi, Ascomycota, Dothideomycetes, Dothideales, Saccotheciaceae.